Octodon degus (degu) is the source of this 618-nucleotide messenger RNA. It is a transcript of the gene CUNH12orf57, whose product is annotated as chromosome unknown C12orf57 homolog. NCBI's taxonomy places the organism in Eukaryota, Metazoa, Chordata, Mammalia, Rodentia, Octodontidae. The record is from RefSeq and is a predicted model, not a curated record. The transcript has 3 exons. Bases 88 to 546 code for a protein of 152 amino acids. Gene Ontology annotation, biological process: post-embryonic development.
GACUAUUGCGAAGUUCGGGUUCCCGCUGGGAUCUCGGAGCCCAGUGACGCGGGGGAAGACUUCCGGCUACGACUGAUGUAGCUUCCCAUGAGCUUCUCCCGCGUCUACACGGUGCUCGCAGGUUACGAACGCCGAUUUCAUUUCACGCGCUCGGUUCACCGGCCCAUGGCGUCUGCUUCGGGACCCCCUGCGGCGCUGAGCGCUGAGCAGGCGAAGGUGGUGCUGGCGGAAGUGAUCCAGGCGUUCUCCACUCCGGAGAACGCCGUCCGCAUGGACGAGGCACGAGACAAUGCAUGCAACGACAUGGGCAAGAUGCUGCAGUUCGUGCUGCCCGUGGCCACGCAGAUCCAACAGGAGGUUAUCAAAGCCUAUGGCUUCAGUUGCGAUGGCGAAGGUGUUCUUAAGUUUGCCCGCUUGGUCAAGUCCUAUGAAGCCCAGGAUCCUGAGAUCGCCAGCCUGUCUGGCAAGCUGAAGGCACUAUUCCUGCCACCCAUGACACUGCCACCCCAUGGGCCUCCUUCUGGUGGCAGUGUGGCUGCCUCCUGAGAGUCAGCCUCUCCACUCCCAGGGAAAGGAACGCUAAAUGUUUGCGAGGACAAUAAACGUGCCUGUCACUGA